Messenger RNA from Arabidopsis thaliana (thale cress), 2063 nucleotides. Its product is annotated as Concanavalin A-like lectin protein kinase family protein. The record is from RefSeq and is marked reviewed. NCBI's taxonomy places the organism in Eukaryota, Viridiplantae, Streptophyta, Magnoliopsida, Brassicales, Brassicaceae. The transcript has a single exon. Gene Ontology annotation, molecular function: carbohydrate binding; protein kinase activity; ATP binding. Gene Ontology annotation, cellular component: plasma membrane. The coding region runs from base 28 to 1911 and encodes 627 amino acids. Gene Ontology annotation, biological process: defense response to oomycetes; cell surface receptor protein serine/threonine kinase signaling pathway.
ACUUCAAACUCUAAAAACUCAUCAACGAUGAUUACCUUCAAAUCUAUAGCUCUAACGAUAAUCUUCCUAUCAUAUUUUGUUUCUUGUGUCUCAAGUCAACGAGAGACCAAGUUUCUUAACCAUGGCUUCCUCGGGGCUAAUCUCCUCAACUUCGGCUCCUCCAAGGUCUACCCAAGUGGCCUCUUGGAGUUGACAAACACUUCGAUGAGGCAGAUAGGUCAAGCUUUUCAUGGCUUUCCCAUCCCCUUGUCAAACCCUAACUCAACAAAUUCGGUUUCUUUUUCCACAAGCUUCAUCUUCGCCAUCACUCAAGGAACCGGCGCACCAGGCCAUGGCCUAGCUUUCGUCAUUUCACCCUCGAUGGACUUCAGUGGUGCUUUUCCCAGCAAUUAUCUGGGCCUCUUCAACACCUCCAACAAUGGAAACUCCUUGAAUCGAAUUCUUGCAAUUGAAUUUGACACCGUGCAAGCGGUUGAGUUGAAUGAUAUUGACGAUAACCACGUAGGCAUCGACCUAAAUGGAGUGAUCUCCAUUGCGUCUGCACCGGCUGCAUAUUUUGAUGACCGAGAGGCCAAGAACAUAAGCUUGAGGCUGGCGAGUGGGAAACCAGUAAGAGUCUGGAUCGAAUACAACGCCACUGAGACAAUGCUUAAUGUCACAUUGGCUCCUCUAGAUCGUCCGAAGCCAAGUAUACCUCUUCUCUCGAGAAAAAUGAAUCUUUCAGGGAUUUUCUCCCAAGAACAUCACGUUGGAUUCUCUGCGUCCACGGGGACUGUAGCGAGCUCACAUUUUGUUCUAGGUUGGAGCUUCAACAUCGAAGGGAAAGAAUCAGACUUUGAUAUCACGAAGCUUCCUUCUCUCCCAGAUCCGCCACCAACAUUGUCUCCAUCCCCAAGUCCUCCGGUUUCAACCGAGAAGAAGUCGAACAACACGAUGCUGAUCAUAAUCGUCGCUGCAUCAGCAACGGUUGCACUCAUGAUCCUAAUCUUCUCAGGAUUUUGGUUCUUACGUAGAGACAAAAUAUUCUUCAUCGGAGGUGCAAGGAAAUUCUCCUACCAGACGAUAUCGAACGCAACGGGAGGUUUCGACAAUUCUAAACUCUUGGGAGAGAGAAACUCUGGAAGUUUCUACAAAGGACAGCUUGCUCCCACAGAGAUAAUUGCCGUAAAGAAGAUUACUUGCACCACAAGGCAACAAAAGACAACCCUAAUAGCCGAGAUCGAUGCGAUCUCCAAGAUUAAACAACGAAACCUAGUCAAUCUACAUGGUUACUGCAGCAAAGGAAAAGAUAUCUAUCUUGUUUACGAGUAUGUCCCCAAUGGAAGCCUAGACCGGUUCUUGUUCAACAACGACCGACCAGUUCUCACCUGGUCAGAUCGGUUCUGUAUAAUAAAGGGGAUUGCAGCAGCACUUCAACACCUUCACGGUGAAGGUCAAAAACCUUUGAUUCAUGGAAACGUAAAAGCAAGCAACGUACUCUUAGACGAAGAGCUAAACGCUCGACUAGGCGACUAUGGACAAGGAAGCAGACACAGCACCACAGGGCACGUUGCACCAGAACUAGUCAACACGGGAAAGGUAACACGUGACACAGAUGUGUUUGCGUUUGGAGUGUUGAUGAUGGAGAUCGUUUGUGGAAGGAAGGCCAUAGAGCCGACUAAAGCACCAGAAGAGAUAAGUUUGGUGAACUGGGUGCUUCAAGGGUUCAAGAAAGGUGAUCUGUUAAUGAGCUGCGACACAAGAAUCAAUAGAGAGAAUUUGGUAGCUCGAGAAGUAUUAUUGGUUCUGAAAACAGGACUUCUCUGCGCCAACCGAUCUCCAGAAUCAAGGCCAAUGAUGAAAAAUGUGUUUCGGUAUCUCGAAGGAACUGAAGCUCUCCCUCAUGAUGACUACCUCUUCUAUGGAGUCUAAAAAGUGAUCUCACAAACGUGUCUGUAUUUUGAAUUGUGUGAUUUCAAGAUUGGACGAAGAUGCAUUAAGCAUGAUGAUGUGAAUAAAGCCUAUAAUUGUAUUUUACUCCAUUUGUAAAUUUGAAAAUAAGAAUUUCUGGUUUUGAGAAAUAU